Messenger RNA from Penicillium canescens, 1570 nucleotides. RefSeq names its product protein phosphatase regulator SHP1. Gene Ontology annotation, cellular component: nucleus; cytosol. The record is from RefSeq and is a predicted model, not a curated record. Gene Ontology annotation, molecular function: ubiquitin binding. The transcript is spliced from 3 exons. Bases 121 to 1314 code for a protein of 397 amino acids. NCBI's taxonomy places the organism in Eukaryota, Fungi, Ascomycota, Eurotiomycetes, Eurotiales, Aspergillaceae. Gene Ontology annotation, biological process: Golgi organization; autophagosome assembly; membrane fusion.
CUCUCAACAUCUGAUUUUCCUUCUACGUACUUUAAAGAAGCUCUUUUCCUUCUCUUCUUGACCUUGUCGUCACUUCUUUCUACCAAAUUCGCCCGCAAAACAGAUCCAUAAAGCUCAAAAAUGGAGGACAACCCCGCAGAGCACGAUGAGGUCGUGUCUCAAUUCUGUGCUAUGACAGGAACCCAACCCUCAGAGGCUCAGGAAUAUCUCACUGCCAACGGAUGGGACAUGGAAGCCGCCGUGACGGAGUUCUUCGCGGAGCAGGACGAGGCAAUGCAAGACACUAACACUGGUGGCGCUCAACAACUGGGUGCAGAGAGUAGAUCUGGAGCUCCUGGAGGGAGAACCCUUGGUGGAAGUGCUGCACCAGCUUCAUCUUCUGCCGCCGCGGAGUCUUCGUCAUCCGCCCGAAGCGCUGCUCCGAAAAAGAAAUUUGCAACUUUAGGAGACUUUUCUCAGGGAGCAGCUGCCGAUUCUUCAGAUGACGAUGAUGACAAUGAUCAGGAUUUCUUUGCGGGAGGUGAGAAGUCUGGAUUGGCCGUUCAGAACCCUGACGACUUGAAGAAGAAGAUCCUCGAAAAGGCCCGCAGGGCGCAGCCUCCUCCUUCUGACGACCCCGAGCCGAGGGAAUCACAUUUUACUGGCACCGCCCGCACGCUUGGUGGUGACGAUGCACCGAGCCGGGUGAUUGAAAACCCAUCUGCCCCUGCUCCACGGCGUGCCCAGCGUGUCCAACGCACCCUUCACUUCUGGGCCGAUGGAUUCUCAGUUGAUGACGGUGAACUGUUCCGAUCGGACGAUCCCCGGAACGCAGAGAUCCUCGAUGGCAUCCGCCAGGGCCGUGCUCCUCUCUCCAUCAUGAAUGUUGAGCCUGGACAGGAGGUUGAUGUGGAACUCAAACAGCACGAAGAGAAAUACAUCAAGCCCAAGCCCCAAUAUAAACCGUUUUCCGGUGCCGGACAGCGGCUUGGAAGCCCGACGCCUGGCAUCCGAAGCCAGGCCCCCACCCCUUCUUCUUCUACGCCUGAAGCAUCUGCCCAGGAGCCCGCCAAACCCACUGUGGACGAGUCGCAGCCUACCGUUACCCUACAAAUCCGCCUGGGAGAUGGUACGAGGUUGUCAUCUCGGUUCAACACCACCGCCACUAUUGGCGACGUCUACUCGUUCGUAACCGCCUCUUCACCCAGCGCCGCAAACCGCGCAUGGGUUUUGAUGACUACUUUCCCCAGCACAGAGCUGAAGGACCGAGAUGUCGUUCUCGGAGACAUGCCCGAGUUCAAGCGCGGAGGUGUUGUCGUCCAGAAAUGGCAGUGAGCGCCAUCAACAUCCCGAGACUUUCCUUUGUCGGAGUGGUUUUAAAAGCGAAUACCAGGGAAAUGGGACACAUGGGUAAACGUUUUAUGACAUAUCUGAUACACAGGGAAGCAUAAUAGCUAGAUGACUUGGCCACAGUCCAAGCUCCAAUACAAAUAAGUGGCAAAUCAACCCUUUCUGUAGCUGUGAGGGCAUUCCAGGAUUUCCAUAGAAUCUUUAGUCAGAAUGCGAUUGAUAAGCGCAUCCCGAGGUCGGC